Molecule: messenger RNA, 2420 nt
Organism: Physeter macrocephalus (sperm whale)
Lineage: Eukaryota; Metazoa; Chordata; Mammalia; Artiodactyla; Physeteridae
Gene: P4HA1
Product: prolyl 4-hydroxylase subunit alpha 1
Exons: 15
Coding region: 631-2235 (534 amino acids)
Biological process (GO): peptidyl-proline hydroxylation to 4-hydroxy-L-proline
Cellular component (GO): endoplasmic reticulum
Molecular function (GO): L-ascorbic acid binding; protein binding; procollagen-proline 4-dioxygenase activity
Source: RefSeq, a predicted model, not a curated record
CGACCUUGGGGACUGAGGCUUAAGUCCUUGGGCAGCCGUGGCCCUUCUCGGAUGGCUCUGGUGGUCUGGUCCCUGCCCCCUCUCGUGGCAUGGCUCGGGGGCAGGGGGAGGCUCCCCCAGUUUACUACUACUGGCUCAGUACCUUCUCGCCUGGAGACUCGGCCCCUCGCCCUGCGCCCCGCGUCUCCUGGGUGCCCCAGAGGCCCUUCUGCCCUCCUCCGUGUUCCUCUUCCCACCGCCUCCCAGGUUGGCGCCCCCGACUGUUGGGGCUGCGGCAGCAUCUGUCUCCGCCCCGGGGACCAGCACUUUCUUGAAUAUUCCUUCCUGGGGAGGAAUCACCCUGUGAGUUUUCCGAGCUCCUCUCCUACCUGGUCCUGCCUAAAAAGCUGAGGAGUACGCGAGGGUUUUCGGCCUCCACAGCAGCAGAUGGUUAGCGUGUGGCAAUGGAGAGCCGUUUUUAAAGCUUAUAGCUGACGGGGAAGCGCUCGGGCAUUUUUAUCCUGCCGAAGAGUCGUGGGGUCUGGGAAGAGGACCUACUCGCGGAAGUUCAGGCUUUACUCAUCUGUUGCGCGGAGCGGUGCUGCCGGAGCAGCUGGAGGUGUGCGAUCCUGUAAAAGUAAGCCUCUGAAGAUGAUCUGGUGUAUUUUAGUUGUAGGGUUUCUACUUCCCCAGUCUUUGGCUGAUCCAGGCUUUUUUACUUCAAUUGGUCAGAUGACUGAUUUGAUCCGUACUGAAAAAGAUUUGGUGACUUCCCUGAAAGACUAUAUUAAGGCAGAAGAGGACAAAUUAGAACAAAUAAAAAAAUGGGCAGAGAAGUUAGAUCAGUUAACCAGCACAGCAACAAAAGAUCCAGAAGGAUUUGUUGGACACCCUGUAAAUGCAUUUAAGUUAAUGAAACGUCUGAACACUGAGUGGAGUGAGUUGGAGAAUCUGGUCCUUAAGGAUAUGUCGGAUGGUUUUAUCUCUAACCUAACCAUUCAGAGACAGUACUUCCCUAAUGAUGAAGAUCAGGUUGGGGCAGCCAAAGCUCUGUUGCGUCUCCAGGAUACCUACAAUUUGGAUACAGAUACCAUUUCAAAGGGUGAUCUUCCAGGAGUAAAACACAAAUCGUUUCUAACAGUUGAGGACUGUUUUGAGUUGGGCAAAGUGGCCUACACAGAAGCAGAUUAUUACCAUACAGAACUGUGGAUGGAACAAGCACUAAGGCAGCUGGAUGAAGGCGAGGUUUCUACAAUUGAUAAAGUCUCUGUUCUAGAUUAUUUGAGCUAUGCGGUGUACCAGCAGGGAGACCUGGAUAAGGCACUUUUGCUCACAAAGAAGCUUCUUGAACUAGAUCCUGAACAUCAGAGAGCUAAUGGUAACUUAAAAUAUUUUGAGUAUAUAAUGGCUAAAGAAAAAGAUGCCAAUAAGUCUGCUUCAGAUGACCAAUCUGAUCAGAAAACCACACUGAAGAAAAAAGGGGUUGCUGCGGAUUACCUGCCAGAGAGACAGAAGUACGAAAUGCUGUGCCGUGGGGAGGGUAUCAAAAUGACUCCUCGGAGACAGAAAAAACUCUUUUGCCGUUACCAUGAUGGAAACCGGAAUCCUAAAUUUAUUCUGGCUCCAGCCAAACAGGAGGAUGAGUGGGACAAGCCUCGUAUUAUUCGCUUCCAUGAUAUUAUUUCUGAUGCAGAAAUUGAAAUUGUUAAAGAUCUAGCAAAACCAAGGCUGAGGCGAGCCACCAUUUCAAACCCAAUAACAGGAGACUUGGAGACGGUACAUUACAGAAUUAGCAAAAGUGCCUGGCUCUCUGGCUAUGAAAACCCUGUGGUGUCUCGAAUUAAUAUGAGAAUACAAGAUCUAACAGGACUAGAUGUCUCCACAGCAGAGGAAUUACAGGUAGCUAAUUAUGGAGUUGGAGGACAGUAUGAACCCCAUUUUGAUUUUGCACGGAAAGAUGAGCCAGAUGCUUUCAAAGAGCUGGGGACAGGAAAUAGAAUUGCUACAUGGCUGUUUUAUAUGAGUGAUGUGUCAGCAGGAGGAGCCACUGUUUUUCCUGAAGUAGGAGCUAGUGUUUGGCCCAAAAAGGGAACUGCUGUUUUCUGGUAUAAUCUGUUUGCCAGUGGAGAAGGAGAUUAUAGUACACGGCAUGCAGCCUGUCCAGUGCUGGUUGGAAACAAAUGGGUAUCCAAUAAAUGGCUCCAUGAACGUGGACAGGAGUUUCGAAGACCAUGCACCUUGUCGGAAUUGGAAUGACAAACAGACUUCCCUUUCUCUCCUGUUGUACUCUAAUGUGUCUGAUACACACAUUUCCCAGUCUUAACUUUGAAGAGUUUACAAUUGACUAACACUCCAUGAUUGAUUCAGUCAUGAACCUCAUCCCAUGUUUCAUCUGUGGACAAUCGCUAACUUUGUGGUUUUUUUUUUUUUUUCUUUUAAAA